This is a messenger RNA of Leptinotarsa decemlineata (Colorado potato beetle), 3960 nucleotides long. RefSeq names its product E3 ubiquitin-protein ligase meiotic P26 (gene mei-P26). Gene Ontology annotation, cellular component: nucleoplasm. NCBI's taxonomy places the organism in Eukaryota, Metazoa, Arthropoda, Insecta, Coleoptera, Chrysomelidae. Gene Ontology annotation, molecular function: zinc ion binding; protein binding; ubiquitin protein ligase activity. The record is from RefSeq and is a predicted model, not a curated record.
GUGCAGUUAAUUGAAAUGUCAAUGGUAAUUACGACAAUAACCAUUGUUGCACAGUUUCUCCAAAAUUGUAUUUAAAGUUUGAUUUAUUGAUAUGAGUGAUAACGCACUUCAGUAUUUGUUGUUCUGGAAUAUUUUCUUUAUUGUUUCUGAUAAUAAAGUUGAAUAUUGAACAUUCUGAUUUUCCCGGGUCCUGCGGAUGUUUGACGUUCCCCCUCUGCCAAUAUUCAAUAACCCAUUGCCCUUGCGCUUAGACGCAAUACGCGCCAUUUGCUAAACUUUAUUUCAUCAUGGCAAAGAUUAGCUUUUCACGGGAUUGAAAUUUCGUGAUUGAGAGGCCUACUAUCAAAAGAAAUUCGUGUCUUGGUGUCACACAAUACUCGGUGUAACUAUGGGUACAAAUAUUGAAGAAAGCAAUUCAGAAUCGAAGGAUUUCAUCGCGAUAACUGAAGAGUUUGACGACAUGAACGAGAAUAUGUUCGACAGUGUUGAUAAGAAACCUCUGGGGGAUGCCUUAUUGGCAGACCCAGAUAAUUGUGGCAUGUGUGGGGGUCCCUUGGUGGUUCCUAGGAUGCUGCAUUGUUUACAUGUGUUUUGCCAGGAGUGUUUGGAUAAAAAGCUUGUUAACAGUGCUGGAGAUGCUGGAGCUGUGGAUGCUUCUCUAGUUUGCCCAACUUGCAGCCAUGUCACAAUGGUUGGUACAAAAAAACUAGCUGUUCUUCCUCUCGACGUGACAAAAACUAAUAUAUCUGAUGUUUCCAAUUCGUCCAACUUACAUUGCACAUCUUGCACAGCAAAGGAAGUGGCAAAGUCCAGGUGCAGCACUUGCCACAAUCUUCUUUGCAAUAACUGCGAUACUGCUCAUCAUUAUAUGCGCUGUUUUGAAUCUCAUAAAGUUGUUGCUCUUGAUGAUAUGCGAAAGGAUGGUACCAAAAUUACAGUUCACAAACCUUUGGAAUGUGACAUGCAUCCUGGAGAGAACAUAAUCUACAAUUGCACAGUUUGCAGUAUUACUGUGUGCGCAGAAUGCUCCAAAACCGAUCAUAAGGGUCACCAGUGUGAAGGCAUAUUAGAUUCCGAGACCAGAGUUCGGCAAGAAAUGGAGUCUUUGUUGGUAAAGAACCAAGAAAAAAUCGAAUUGCUUAGGAAAGCUUCUGCUAGUGUCAACAACAAUAUGGAAGAGCUAUCCCAACAGCGAACAAAUGCAAGAGACCUCAUCAAAGAGUCUUACCAAAGCUAUAAAGCCGUUCUUGAAAAAUGCAGGGACGCCGCUUUGGAAGACCUGAAUAAGCUGUAUCACGACCGAGAAUUGAAAAUCAUGAAAGAGACCCAUGAACUAGAGAAAACCAUUGACAACAUGGUGGACGCCUGCAAAUACACUAGCCAGUUGUUGGAGAAUGCUACAGUUCCAGAAAUGAUGUACUUGAGGAAAAUUGUAAUUUCAAGAAUGCUGGCGUUGAAUGCGAAAUCACCGAAGAUGGAAGGUUAUUACAGUAUUGAAUUCAAAUCGGAUUUUUCUGAGUUUGAGCAAGUUACCAAAGAUCAGUUUGGAAGAUUUGUAACAGAAAGUGACAUCAGCUCGACAGCUUCUAGCCCCGUUUCAAUAAGACCAGAAUUACCACCCCUCAAUAUCAACGGAGUCACAACCACACCUACGAUUAUAACAAACGGCUGCAGUAUACCAUCUGUAACGAACAGCCCUAUAUCGCUAGCAUCUAUGCAGUCUUCUUUUGAUGGAGAUUUAAGCAACAAUUUACAAAAUUUCUCUAUUACUCAAAGUCCUCCAUUACCUAAUGUCAAUUCAACUGCUCUACAAGGAUUUUCCAGUAUUGCCGAAUAUAAUUUGGCACAACUUGCCACUCUUGCAGAAACGACCAACAGUGCCGCUACUUCUCCUUCUCCAGGGCCUUUCAAUUUGGUUGAUUUACUGAAUAAUGAUACUGCCUACAAGAACCUUGCUUCCCUUGCCAAACUGGGACUCACUGCAUCUGAUGCCAUACCCAAUGGAAAUAACAUACUGGUCCGUUCUACAUCAGCUGCAUCACUAAAUUUAACGAAUAAUCUCAUUAAUGGCUUCAGCGGUGUAUCCACAUCUACGUCUCCUUUACUAUCCACACCUGAUGAUAUUAUCCCUGAUCCUUUGACCAAUAUUCUCCCUUCCACAGGAACCAACUCGAAUCCUUCGGUGCCCCGCACAAAUAAAGUAAGUCCAAUGCAGAUUCGCUGCAAGUUUGGUCAGCUGGGACCCAGCAAAGGACAGUUCAAUUCUCCGCACGGCUUCUGCUUGGGACUGGAAGAAGACAUCAUUGUGGCCGAUACAAAUAAUCAUCGAAUUCAGAUAUUUGAGAAAACUGGAACAUUCAAAUUCCAAUUUGGAAUACCUGGAAAAGAAGAAGGGCAGUUGUGGUAUCCUCGUAAAGUAGCGAUCAUGAGAUCAACUGGAAAAUAUGUAGUCUGCGACCGUGGAAACGAACGUUCUCGCAUGCAGAUCUUCACAAAAAAUGGCCAUUUCUUGAAGAAGAUCGCUAUUCGCUACAUUGACAUUGUGGCUGGCCUUGCAGUGACAAGCCAUAGUGAAAUUGUUGCUGUAGACAGCGUCAGUCCGACCGUGUUCAUCAUUGGAGAAAGUGGUGAUCUCGUUCGUUGGUUCGAUUGUAGUGAUUAUAUGAGAGAACCCUCUGACAUUGCCAUUCAUGGUAAGGAAUUUUAUGUCUGCGACUUCAAGGGACACAACGUUGUUGUAUUUAGCGAGGAUGGUCACUACUUGCGCAGAAUCGGAUGCGAAAAUUUGACUAAUUUUCCUAACGGUAUCGAUAUAUCUGAUGCUGGAGAUGUCUUGAUUGGUGAUUCACAUGGAAACAGGUUUCAUGUUGCCGUUUUCAAUAGAGAUGGGUCACUUAUUUCUGAAUUCGAAUGCCCCUAUGUGAAGGUAUCGAGGUGCUGUGGAUUGAAGAUUACUUCUGAAGGCUAUGUAGUAACGCUUGCCAAAAAUAAUCAUCACGUGCUGGUCCUGAAUACCUUAUACAUCCUUUGAAGCUCCGAGCAAGUUGAUUUGAUCUCGCAUUGUACACAAUGUUGAGAUCCUCCUCGUGCCCCUUUAAUCGUUAAGAAUCUGGAGUGUUGUCCGGCUCUUUCAAUAAAUGCAGUCGAGUUGACCUGUUUUUGAUAGAAAAUAUUUUUCGGUGUAUGCUGGUCCUUGCAGAUCGUAUCUGAAAUCCUUGGUUUAUGCACAAAAGAGUAUGCCAGAUUUGCGGGGCAGAAUAUGGAGAGUUCUAGUACGUUCUGUGCGGAUCCCAAAUCUUCUAUAACAAUCACUUGUAAUAAUAAUAUUACUCAUCUGGUUUAACCAGUCUCUGUGUACCUAUUAGUAGCACUCUUGUUCCUCUGCUUAACCUUUCGAUAUAGAUGUAUCAAUUCCGGAAAUUACUGAGUUAUUUUGCCUAAAAAUAUUCUAGUACCAAUAUAUGAAUAUACAUAGUUUAUCGCAUAUUAUAUAUGUAUUAUAUUUAUAUUUCGGACAAGUUUUUUCUACAUGCUGUUCUUUGAUAAAGACUUUUACUUUGUUUAUUAACGGAAGCAUGAUUAUCUGUUGUAGCACAGAACAUGAUUUUGCACAGUACUGCAGAUGAAAUGUUUACACUAGCAUUUUUCAAUAUUUACUUUUAUGUAAUUUGACGUGUUCGUUUUUUAUUAUUCGAAAAUGUUUGUCCUUUUGAUUUUGUGAACAGUUGCAUUUCUUUUUCGAAAUAUAAAAUCAAUUUUUAAUUUCUUUUCCUUUUGUCACUACAAAUUUAAUGAAACAUUUCAGAAAUUACUUUCAUGAAAAUAUCGCUUCGUGUUACACAUAUGGUUAUUCAGGGUGGCAAGAGCUUGUGUGUUUUUGGAACUGUUUUUUAUUUAAAUUGUACUGAAGGUUGUUUUUAAUUUGUAAGUUAUAUUAUUGGUUUUUGAAUAAAUAUAAUU